AUGAUGAAGCGAUGGAUUGAGAAAAAGCCAGCAAGAGACCCCGUCUUUGACACGAAGAAGAAAGGGUAUCCCAACAAGCCGCGAACACCAGUUACCCUGGCUCAAUACAUGCCAAAGGUUCUUCAUCAACAUGAGACAGAUAUUCUUAGGGUUGGCCUGAACACUAAGGAAAAGCAUGUUGAGGUUGGAGAAUGUGCAUUCCCUGUGGUCGAAGGAAGCGAUGAGAUCCAAAUCCACAAGGCUACAUCUUUCACCACCGAGAUAACUUUCAAAGAUGAAGAUCUAUUACUGGGUGGAACACCUCACAAUCGCCCACUGUUUGUUGAAGGUUAUGCUCGUGAGCAAAAGAUUAAAAGAAUUUUGAUUGAUCAAGGAUCGUCCGUGAAUAUUCUAUCACUCCAAGCUGUGAAAGAACUUGGUAUUUCAACUGAUGAGCUCUCGCAAAGCCGCUUGAUGAUCCAAGGAUUUAAUCAAGGCGGGCAAAGAGCCCUGGGUAUUAUUAGACUCGAUCUUAGGAUCGGAUCUUUGAGUUCAAGUACUUUGUGUUAUGUGAUAGAUGCAAGAACAUCCUACAAUCUGUUGUUGGGUCAACCUUGGAUACAUGAAAAUGGAGUAGUUCCUUCAUCAUGGCACCAAUGCUUAAUGUUUGAGAAAGGCGGUGUGAUAGAGAAGGUCGUCCCCGAUGAAAUCCCAUUCACUGACGCAGAGUCAUACUUUGCAGAUGCGAAAUUUUACUUAAAGAAACAAGUCGUUGAAGACGACGUUGAUAAGAGCAGUAAUGAUACACCUCCCGAUCCGAAAUGGAAGGGCAAUCAAGUCGUAGACCAAAGUCAUUGUGACCAGGAACUUGUUUUCCCAUUGACAAGAAUUGAACCAUUAAAAGCUACCCCGGUCAACCCGUUGGAAGAUCAAGUGCGGGUGGGAACAAGUCAGACAUUGCCUGUAAAACGCACAGAUGGUUUCGACCCCAAUGCAUAUAAGCUCUUGUUUAAAGCAGGUUUCGACCCCAAGGAACCACAGAAAUUGGGUAGGCUCAUUCCAGAAGCUGGUGGUAGAGGCAAGUCAAACCAGCAGGAGCCACAUGCACGCAAGGGAUUAGGCUAUGUUCUACCAAAACUAGUGCGAAUCUUUAUUAACAGAGGCACAAGUAAUUACAUCACCCAUGCUGAUGAGGAAGAAGUGACGGCUAGUCAAAACGAGGUGGCAUCAUCAUUUCAUAUCACAUUAUGUGAUGAGACCCCGAUUGAGGGGGAGGACGCAGAAGAGGCACCCCAUGAGUUAGAGGGAGGGGUACAGGCCGCAAUAGAUGAAUUAAAGGAGAUUGAUCUAGGAACUACUAAGAAUCCUCGUCCUAUCUUAAUCAGCACACUCCUUUCUAAUGAAGAUGAAAAAAUCUAUGUCGAACUGCUGAAAGAGUACAUUGAUGUUUUUGCAUGGACGUACAAAGAGAUGCCAGGAUUAGACCCAAAGGUGGCUGUGCACCGCUUGGUAGUGAAAAAGGCAUGUCGUCCAGUCAAACAAGCUCAACGACGCUUUCGCCCUGAACUCAUUCCCUCAAUUGAAGGAGAAGUCAACAAACUUAUAGAGGCUGGAUUUAUUCGCGAAGUGAAAUAUCCAACCUGGAUAUCCAGCAUUGUGCCUGUGCGCAAGAAGAACGGCCAAAUCCGUGUAUGCGUUAACUUCCGAGAUCUUAAUGUUGCAUGCCCGAAAGAUGACAUCCCGCUUCCCAUCACGGAGUUAAUGAUAGAUGUCGUGACUGGGCACGAGAUCAUGUCAUUCAUGGAUGGCUCCUCUGGUUACAAUCAGAUUCGCAUGGCGCUGGAAGAUGAGGAGUUGACAGCGUUCCGAACGCCUAAAGGCAUCUACUGCUACAAAGUGAUGCCCUUUGGUUUGAAAAAUGCAAGUGCUACAUACCAAAGGGCUAUGUAG
This is a messenger RNA of Ipomoea triloba (trilobed morning glory), 1929 nucleotides long. RefSeq lists its product as uncharacterized. The record is from RefSeq and is a predicted model, not a curated record. Bases 1 to 1929 code for a protein of 642 amino acids. Lineage: Eukaryota; Viridiplantae; Streptophyta; Magnoliopsida; Solanales; Convolvulaceae. The transcript is spliced from 2 exons.